This is a messenger RNA of Chara braunii, 1767 nucleotides long. NCBI's taxonomy places the organism in Eukaryota, Viridiplantae, Streptophyta, Charophyceae, Charales, Characeae. The record is from the annotation of a GenBank genome assembly.
GCAGAGCUAGCCCUCAAAUCCUUUGAAGAAGAAGAUCCUUGCGGAGAUAAGGAUGUUUAGUGGACGAUGGAGUUGGCGCUGGCCAGUUCGCAUAGUCUGGUGGAAGACAUGAGGACGAUCGAGGAAGGACCAGGCCACGUAGAACGGCAUGAGGAUCUGAUGGGAGGAAUGUAUCUCCUCGUCAACACGCUACUGCAGGAAAGCCUCGACCAGUCAGGCUCGUUAAACCCGGCAGGGAAUGUGGACGAAGUGUCCGAGAGCCAGGACGACGAGUUCGAGGAGGGGGAGAUUAAGGAGGCCUUUCGCGCAGAAGAGUAUGAUGGGAUUUACCUAGAGUUGGGGCUUCUCUUGUCUUGCGAGAUGCGACUAGGGGAUGCAAGCGAUAGGGCUCAGAGGAUGAUGCAGCGCUACUUAGUGCGAGACUGUCACCUUUUCGUAAGAAGAGACGUGGAAAAUCCCAGGAGAGUUGUCUGCGGUAGGAACCGCCAGAUUGACAUCGUAGCAACACUACAUUAUGGCAUUGCAGGAGAGCAUCAAGGGGUACAAGCCACGUAUGCCAAGAUAAGUGAGUUGUACUACUGGGAUGGGAUGAUGAACAUGGCCGGGAAAUUUUGUCGAUCCUGCGUACCCUGCCAGGAGAGAUCCCGUUUAAGGCAAGGAGAGCCGCUGCAUCCAAGGCUAAAGCGAGAGGUGGGGGCUGUAGUGCAUCUCGAUCUACUUUUCAUGCCGCUUGGGGAUCAGGGUUAUAACUACAUCUUCGAUGCGCGCGAUAACCUGUCUGGCUUCGUAGAUGGUCGUGCCAUUCGUACCAAGACUGGUUCAAUUUUGGUUAGCUGGAUCGAAGAGUACUACCUGCGUUAUCCUUUCGUCAGGGAGUUCGUAAUGGACAGGGGAUCGGAAUUUACUUGCCAGGAGAUGUAUGAGUUGUUAUCAAGAGUUGAGAGGCGUCAGAGGAGUCAGAGGCAGAGGGACCCUGAGCCCAGGGAGGCGAGACCGUGUCGAGGAGGACGGAAGGCCCUAGCCAGGAGAGAGGAGGAGCGAGAGCCGGAGCCAGAGGCUGAGGAGCGAGGGGUGUACCCUGAGUGUGGGUUGGGACCAGUGGAGUUCCAUCGGUUUGCCGAGGGUGGAUUGAGGAGGUCGCCAUCACGCACACAGGAGGAGCCGCCAGCGUCUGAGGAGCCUUUGAGGGAGUYGRAGGYGMRUUUGGAUAUCUCUCAGUGGAGAGCGUCGCCUCGGGGUGAGGAGCUUGGAGAGCAGGCAGAGGAGGUGCCAYGAGAGGAGGUGCCACAGGAGGAGGUCCAGGAYACUCAGCGAAAGAGAGGGUUGGGCRAUGAGGAGAGACGUGCAGGGAAGGAAGWRAUAGAGGUUGGAGAGGACACGCCCCCUCAGACGCCAGCGGUGGGCUUGAGACUUGGAGAUGCACGUGGGAGCACGAGCCAGACAGGAGGGGAAUUGCAGAGAGAGGAGGCCCCAUUGCCUUCAUCAGAAAAGGCUCCUUCGCSAGAGGGGAGAGCAAAAAAGAGGAGAGAAAGGGCAGCUGUAAGGAGAGAAGCCUUGACCCUGAUUGACAGACACCUAGCGGCUCAUGCCCUGGAGCACCCGGACCUGGAGGAGCCAGCACCUGCAGAGCCGUGCCAAGAGUCGUGCCAGCCUGAGAAGGAGGUGGAGGCAGAGAUCCCGAAGAGGGUCGACCUCCGCACGAGGGAGAGGGCGCCAGCUGGAUAAACGGCUGAAGAAAAGAGGGCGAGAUAAACUGUGAGAAUAGAA